AGAACUUCUAACCAAAGAUGGGUGCUUAAUUUUGAUGCAAGUCCAGUUCAUGCAGUGAUGGGCCUGUGAAUAGAAGUGGUUUUGGAGGUCCCUUGCAGCUGUGUUUGGAGUUCACUUUGAGUGGAGAGAGAAAAUGGACUCGCAGGACCUAGCAGGAAAAGGCUGUCCCGCUGCUUGGGUUAAGAACUGUGGGGAGCUUUGGAGAAGAACGGGGCAGAACUUGCCAAAGGAAGAGAACUUCCCUUGGGAUGCACCACGUCAGCACUUCAGGAGCGUCCACUACCAGGAGACCUCGGGGCCCCGAGAGGUUUGCAGCCAGCUCCACCAGCUUUGUUGUCAGUGGUUGAAGCCAGAGAAGCACAGCAAGGCUGAGAUCCUGGACCUGGUGAUCCUGGAGCAGCUCCUGGCCAUCCUGACCCCGGAGCUGGGAAGCUGGGUGAGGGAGUGUGGAGCAGAAACCAGUUCCCAAGCGGUGGCCCUGGUCGAAGGCUUCCUCCUGAGCCAGGCGGAGGACAAGAAGCAGGGAGAGCUGCAGGCGUUCCCGAUGCAGGUGCCCUUGGUGGAUGUGGUCGCUGAAAGGCCCAAACCAAGGGUGCAUCUGUCUAAACCCUCCCAGGAGCUGCUCUUGGGGGUGACCUCUCCAGAGGAUCAAGCUCAGGCCACGUCACCAGAGAACAGAACAACGUUGCUGGAUCUUGUGGAAACAUCUCCUCUUCAUGCUGAAGCAGAAACUACAGAUAUGAUCCCAGCUCAGGGUCCUGUGUCCUUCAAGGAUGUGGCUGUGUGUUUUACCGAAGAGGAGUGGGCUGCCCUGGAUUCUGACCAAAAAGCUCUGCAUGAAGAAGUCAUGCUGGAGAAUUCUAGGAACGUGGCUUCUCUGGGUUCUCCUGAUGUGGUCUUUCUCUCAGCUUCAGCCCACUGA
Molecule: messenger RNA, 922 nt
Organism: Candoia aspera
Lineage: Eukaryota; Metazoa; Chordata; Lepidosauria; Squamata; Candoiidae
Product: zinc finger protein with KRAB and SCAN domains 5-like
Exons: 5
Coding region: 134-922 (262 amino acids)
Biological process (GO): regulation of DNA-templated transcription
Source: RefSeq, a predicted model, not a curated record